ACAGCAAUCCUUCUUUGAUACAGGAUGGAGGACACAUACAAAGAUAGGACUUCACUAGUGAAAGGGGCCAAAGACAUUGCUAAAGAGGUGAAGAGGCAAGCAGUGAAAAAAGUGAACAAAGCUGUCGACAAAGCCCAGGAUGGCUACACACAGAGGUCCUACAAUCGAUUCCAGGAUGAGGAAGAUGAUGAUGAUUACUAUGGCUCAGCAGGAAAUUAUGGUGCAGAAGCUAAUGAUGAUGAAGGAUCAAGUGAAGCAACUGAAGGACAUGAUGAAGAUGAUGAAAUUUAUGAAGGGGAGUAUCAGGGAAUCCCCAACAUGGGGCAGGGUAAGGAAGACAUGGCCUUAGGUCAGUCUAUGCGUGAUGAAUACAAGGAUCGUCAUGAACUGGAAACAGAGAGAAAAGCUGAUGAAGAAGAGCUAGCACAGCAAUAUGAAUUGAUAAUACAAGAGUGUGGCCAUGGUCGUUUCCAGUGGGCCCUCUUCUUUGUGUUGGGAAUGGCCCUAAUGGCUGAUGGAGUUGAAGUUUUUGUGGUUGGAUUUGUGUUGCCCAGCGCUGAAACAGAUAUGUGUAUACCCAAUUCUGGAUCAGGGUGGCUUGGUAGCAUAGUGUACCUUGGAAUGAUGGUGGGGGCAUUCUUCUGGGGAGGCUUGGCAGACAAGGUGGGAAGGAGACAAUCACUCCUGAUAUGCAUGUCUGUCAAUGGAUUCUUUGCCUUCCUUUCAUCGUUUGUCCAGGGCUAUGGUUUCUUCCUCUUCUGUCGCUUGUUUUCUGGAUUUGGGAUCGGUGGAGCUGUGCCAACAGUCUUCUCCUAUUUUUCGGAAGUGCUUGCUCGAGAGAAACGAGGUGAACACCUGAGCUGGCUCUGUAUGUUUUGGAUGAUUGGUGGCAUCUAUGCUUCUGCAAUGGCUUGGGCAAUAAUUCCUCAUUAUGGAUGGAGUUUCAGCAUGGGCUCUGCCUACCAGUUCCACAGCUGGCGAGUAUUUGUGAUUGUCUGUGCAUUGCCCUGUGUCUCUUCUGUGGUUGCCCUCACCUUUAUGCCGGAAAGCCCACGGUUCCUGCUGGAGGUCGGAAAACAUGAUGAAGCUUGGAUGAUACUCAAGCAAAUUCAUGACACAAACAUGCGUGCUCGUGGUCAGCCUGAGAAAGUCUUCACUGUUACCAGAAUCAAAACACCAAAGCAGAUAGAUGAGCUCAUAGAAAUAGAGAGUGAUACUGGAACUUGGUAUAGGAGGUGUUUUGUAAGAAUCCGUACAGAGCUGUAUGGUAUUUGGUUGACGUUUAUGAGAUGCUUCAACUACCCAGUGAAGGAUAAUACAAUCAAACUUACAGCUGUAUGGUUCACCCUAUCUUUUGGCUACUACGGCUUAUCUGUCUGGUUUCCUGAUGUCAUUAAACAUCUACAGUCAGAUGAGUAUGCAUCCCGAGUGAAACAUUUCCGCAAUGAGGAGGUCUCACAUUUCGUCUUCAACUUCACACUGGAAAAUCAGAUUCACAGCAAUGGAGAAUACAUCAAUGACAGGUUUGUUAUGAUGAAGUUUAAAUCAGUAACCUUUGAAGAUUCACUCUUUAAGAACUGUGUGUUUGAAGACAUUACUUCACUGAACACAUACUUCAGGAACUGCACUUUUGUGAAUACCACCUUCUAUAACACAGAUCUCGAGCAGUAUAAAUUUGUUGACAGUGAAUUGAUAAAUUGCACAUUUUUUCACAUCAGGACAGGAUGCCAGAUUUCUUUUGAUGAUGACUACAGUGCCUACUGGAUCUACUUCGUUAAUUUCCUGGGAACUUUGGCAGUGUUACCUGGGAAUAUUGUGUCUGCUCUCCUGAUGGAUAGAAUAGGACGAUUAACAAUGCUAGGUGGUUCCAUGGUUCUUUCUGGCAUCAGCUGUUUUUUCCUGUGGUUUGGGACCAGUGAAUCCAUGAUGAUAGGAAUGCUGUGCCUCUACAAUGGCCUCACCAUCUCAGCAUGGAACUCUCUUGAUGUCAUUACUGUGGAGCUGUAUCCUACAGACAGAAGGGCAACAGGCUUUGGCUUUUUGAAUGCACUAUGCAAAGCUGCAGCUGUACUCGGAAACCUUAUAUUUGGUUCCCUUGUUGGUAUCACCAAAGCAAUCCCUAUUCUCCUUGCUUCUACUGUUCUAGUAUGUGGAGGUCUGGUAGGACUUCGGCUUCCUGAUACAAGAACACARGUGUUGAUGUAACUGGAAAAAAACAUUUACUAUUUAUUUCCUUCUUUGUACAAAUGUCAACUCUCCUGACUGAUGGUGCAAAGGCUUCAGAUUCUCAACACACAGUAGAGUGCUCAAAUGUCAGAAAUCAAACUCAACAAAUACUUUGGACUAGCAGAGAUUUAAAAACUUCUGUAUGAAAGUUUUAAAUUUCACUUUUGUUUGCUUGCAUACCUUGCUAUUCAAACCCAUUUCACUUCAAACUGCAAAGCUACCUCUUAAAACAGUUUGGAUGACACAUCCAGGAAAGUAAAAAACUAUACUGAUUAUUAGAUAUUUAAAAUGCAAGCAGUCAUAUUAUUUCAAAAACACAUACUAAAUUUGGCUGUGGCAUUGUGAGCUUUUGUAACAGUACAGAUAUGUAAGUCAAUUACAUAGCAGUAUUGGUGCAGGGAAUUCAGAAUGUAUUAAUUAUCAAUGCAUGCAGCAUUUAUCAGGAAACUCUACAGAUUGUAUCAGUACUGAGAACAGUACAGACCUUCUGCAGCUGUGCUUAGCUGGCAAAAACGCAUGGCAAUGAAUCUUUCUUGGGAAACAUUUUUAAGCAAUUUAAAAGUAAAGAUAACCAACUACACCCAUACUGACUAAGGAGAAGGCAACAGCUACUGCAGGGAAUUUAAGUCUAUAUGGGUAUGCACCAGAGAGAAUAACAAAAUUAACUUUUUCACUGUUUGCUGCUGAUCCUCCAGAAAAGUUUUGUUUUAUUCUCACUUGUGGCAUCUGGAAUAUUUUUUCCAUUUAAAACAGUGAAUUUGACUAAUUCCAGGAGUGAGUGAAUGCAAAUAGUUUUGCUCUUGUAAGUAUGAAUAAAAGAAGAAUCAGGCCCUUGUACUGUAUGAUAAGUAAGAUACUUUSAGAGGUUUAUUCAAUGUGUAAAACAUCUUGAUUUUUUUCAUAGUUUAUACUACUUAAUAGAAGCAUUUUCUCGGCUAAUUUUUGAUAGUUCCAGGGAUGUCUGACCACUUAAUAUUUUCAAAUGUCUCUUUGAAAGGCCAUUAAGAAAUAAGCCAUGGCAAGGCUGGAGAGAAUGGUAACRUUUUUAUUAGACCAAGUGCAUAGAUGGACAGCAGAUGGUAAUAAAUAAAUUCCUUCUAUGUUCUGGACUGUUCUGAUUACUGUUAAGUAGUCCAUCAGUUGUAAUGCCAUGCAAGAGGUUACAGGAUUUCUUUAAAAUACUAGCAUUACAGAUAUAAUACAGAUAKAUUUAUGAAAUUAUCAAAAAAGGUAAGAUCUUCUGAUGACAAAAACUGGCCUUGCUUUCAGUGGAGAUAAGACUGAUCCAUCAACUUGGAUCAGCUGAUGAACUAUCUGCAGUUUCAAGCGCCAAAAAAACAAAUUUGCUGUGAAUCAUAUGGAAAAAUGAUUCAGUUUUUUUUUUUCUAAUCAUGUCUGAUACCAUUUAUUAGGUAGAUGAAUCAUUGCCAAGGAACCAAGCUUCCAGAUAAGGUCAUCGUAUUGUAAGCUAGAGUUUUUUUCAUUGAUUUUUCUCUUGCUCUUAGAUGUGAACUUAGAUUUGGGUAGUAAUAUCUGGCACUGCAUUCUUUAUCAGUCAUCAUCUUUGUCAUACUAAGAGAAUCAGUACAAGUCUACAUAAGAAGAUCAUUCAAUAUGUUUAUAGUUUACUGUUUAACUGACUGAUUCUAGAAGUGACAUUUUCAGUUACUAACAAAUGCCUCUGUUACGCAUUGUAGCACAAAAAAUGUUAGCCCAAGAUGUUGUUUUCUGCCRUGAAAUGAGAAAAGUGACAGAAUUAAAAAAAACAUGAGUAUGGAAAACUAGGGGGCAUUAUUUUAAUGUUGAUAAUUUAAAUAUGCUAUAGUAAGGGAAAAAAGUUUAGGAAGGGUGUUUAUUUUGGAAUAUUUAAGGACAAGAUAUUUGAGAUUAAAUAUUUAAUGUUUGAAUCUGGCUUAGACAUGCCUUUUAAAUUUCUAAACUAUGYUAAUAAAUGAGGAAGAAUUAUUUUUCACCAAGUUGUAGGUUAAGAACAAAAUUYUGGCCUUCGUUUUGCAUCUGUGACUUUGGUCUAAUAGUCAUAACCUUAAAAUUAUUUCAAGGCUGUUUUCUACAAUGAGAAUUGUAUUUGAGCCCUAUUUCUCUGUGCCAUUCAUUAGUAGCACAUGUUGAACUCCUUGUACGUACUGCACAAGUUAUUUUGAAAUCUGAAGCCUCUGUACAUAUUUAGAGUAAACAUCAACAACAAUGGUAAAAUAUUGCUUUGUGUCGCUAUGCACUGUCCUCUUGCAGCAGUAURUUCUGUCCAUCUCUGCAUGUAAUUCCCAAAAACAUUCAGAUACAGCAUUUCAUACCAUCUGACCAGCUUGAAGGAAAUGGGUCACAGAAAAAUAAGAUUCAGCUAUGAUUCAUGUUUAACACUCUGRAAUUUCAUUACAUAAAAUUAUGUUGAUUUCAAUAUUGGUGUUAUUGUAAAUCCUGACUAUGUCAUAYGUAUGUGAUUAAGUCUGGAUGAAAUGGAAUAUAGCAAAACAGAUCUAGUAGAGAUUUUUAAAAAUGGGACUACAGGGACUGGGUCCAGAAUUAAAAUGUUCUAAGAUAGAAAAAAGAAAAAACAAUAAUAGGUAGGAACUGGGAAAAUAAGUAAAUGAAAGAAAUGAAAAACAAACAAGAAUAAUCCCAACAUAUGAAAUAAAACCUAAAGUUAGAAUUUCCCUGGGUGGUAAGCUGGUUGAUUCAACAGAUUUGAGCUAGUKUGCAAGCCAGCAUCAAAGUUGUUUGAAUAAUCAAUAGUUUUUGCUUGAGCUCAGUAAAGAUUUAUCUCAUAYAGAAAAAAAGUGAAUGCAAUUUCAUGCUAUAAAUAACUUGGAGAGAUAGGUGAAAUCCACAGACUGAACAGGAAUCUGUGGAGAUCUGGACACAAAUGUUACUCACAUUAUAAGCAACAGUAAUUUGGUCUUUAGCAAAACUGUCAUUUUUUGYAACCUCCAAAGCAAUCACAGGUAAUAAAUAUUGGACGGUAGGAACUGCACUUCCUUUACAUGUCUAUUCAUUUAUAUGUUGUACAAAGAAUCACUUAGUGGCCUGGUUAGAUUCCUAAUACACCAGAGGGAAGAAAAUUUGAUAGCAUUUGUGUAUUACAGCUAUUAAACAUAUGAAACCAAAACUACUUAUUUGUCUAUUUUGGUCACAGAAUUGAYUGACUGCUAGCUAGAAAUUCCUGUCAGUCUAAACUGAAGUAGGAUAUUACAUCUAGGAAUUUCUUGGGCAGCUGAAAAGCUCAUCCCAACAGUAGCAAUUACAAAAAGUACAAUGGCCCCUGAAAACACAGAAGACUCACAGCAUUUAGAAUGCUGUUAAUCAUGAUGGUCAACCAUUUCAAAAUUUGGAAACUUUCCACAAAAGACACCACAUGUUUUAGGUUUUUUGCAAGGAAAUUUUAUUUKAAUUAGUUUUACUCUUUAUAGAUUGUCAAAUAGUCGAGCUUGACUUAGCCUACUAUAAUAUUUAUAAUUUUAGUACAUUUUAGUCAGAUUGGCUAUAUUCAUGCUAGCACCCUGUUGCUUGGAAGCAUGCAGUACAACAUUUGGCAGCCAUUGCAUUGGUUGUGGAGUACAGGCUCCUAGCAAGGGAACUAGGAAUGUUCAUGGUGGAGUUCUGAACACCUGAUAAUGAAUGACAUACUGGGAAGCCUUUUUACUCUGUGCUUGAUUUUUACCAGUUCCCUUACAGAGUUGUAUACUACAAAAGUUGGGCACUGGUGAAAAAGAGUCAGCCCUCCUUCCUGAUGGCUCCAGUAGUCUACUCCUCCUUUAUCAUCUAGGGAAUAUGGAUCAAAGUUAAGAUUGCCAGCUUAAGCUCUGCUUGCUUUCUCUUCCUGCCAAUCCAUUAUUCCAUCACAAAUUACUUUUCUUACUACAGGACAAAACUUUAAGGAAGUCAAAACUCCAAGACUCUCUCAGCUGCUUCUGAUUUUCUACCAACAUUCAGUAAGAAGUUUUGUUACAUAUUUUUUGCAAUUUGGCUAUAACUUUUUUUAACAAUUAAGAAAGCAACCUCAGAAGUGGUUCUGUUAAUCGUACUGUUUGAGAAAGCCAGACUCCACAUUUUCCUACAUAUCCAGAAGGCUGACCUAAAAAAAGGAGAGGUCWCCUCUCAGAAUGGUCCCUGUUGACCUCCUGAUGUGAGUACAGGUAUCAGGGAAUUUUCUUGUCUGUGAAUCUAGCUCAGCUGCAUUUGGGGGAAAUUAUUUUCUGUAUUUUUUCUUUUUUCUACCAAUGUGGGGCCUUAUCUCUGCGUAACUGCUCUUCAGUCAUAACUGCUGAUACCAACUCUUAGCAAAGUAAUAUAGUUCUCAGUCCCUCAUAUGGACAGCCUCUGUGUGCUAGGCUUUAGCUCUCUUCCCCAUUCUGAGUUUUAAAUUUAUCUUCAUUAGUCAGAGAAAGAUGUUUACAUCCAGUUACACYUCUUUACCUAAACAAGAUAUCACACUAAUACAACCUACAAGCCAUGUUUCCUGUUUAAUAACCUGGAAAUGCAAUUGAAAUUUCAAUCACAAUGUUAAAAAAUGAAUCUUUGCACUCAGGGGGUCAAAGACACAAGAAGUGAAAAAAGAAAUACUCCACUUCCUCUGGUGUUUUGAAAGAAAACAUAUGUUCAGUAAUCAUAUUCCAGAAGAAMCAUCUGAGAGACUGCUAUUCUGUAUUUCCUGCCUUCUUCUUCAUUAAACUUAUUGUAAAAUAUUAGGUAUUUGCCUGCAUUAGUACUUACAAAUGCUGCUAAUCAAGGAAACACAACAUGAAAAUACAGAUUUUUACUUGUACUUUAAAGGUAAGACAGGGAUCAGACAAUGUUAUGAAAUGAGAAGAAACAUGUUAGCCAGGAAACCUGGAGCAUAGUUCAAAACCUGAAUUAAAUGGAAAGCAGGAAUUURUAAUGCUACUUGCAGAUCUUCCUUACCUUCAUUUAACCUCACACAAUGAGGACACAACUAGUCUACAUGCUGAUACUGCCCUCAUUUGUCUUCUUCUAAUAAUUUCAACAAGUGCUGCAAAAUGUAUUUGGAGUCACUAUCACUAGCUGAAUUUUUAUUUUGGUUGCGGAGAUAAAUUGCCUAUUUCUUCCUGCAGAGGAAGAAUCCUUCAACAUUUAAUCCCACUCCAGAUGUAUAAGAUUUUUAUAGAACUUCAUCCACUUUCAAGACCUAGUUUUGAACACAGUGUCUUAGCAUGUCAAAAGCUGAAAAAAGACAAAUUGGGUCUGAUUGAUUUGCUUCUCUUAUUAAAUAUUUUGUUGAAUUAUCUACAACAAUGCUGGCCUGUAAGGUGGAGUUCUGGGCCUUUGAUUACAUCCUGCGCAACUCAAAAUGAACAGAACAGUAAUUUUCAGCAGCCUCCUCCCAUAACAUACACACGAGUUAUAGUUAAUAGGACCAAAACACUUAGGGAAAAGUACAGUGCUUUCUAGGGUAAACAAUCUAUUCUCUUUGACAAAGGUCUAGAACAUAUUGCUCRCUCCAGACCAGUACACACUCCGAUAACCAAAGAUUGAAGAUUGCUUAACAACAGAAGUAUUUGGGUGAGGAUGACCUGACACAAAAGUAUUGUUCUUUCCACCCAGGGUAUUYAUGAAUAUACAUUUUAAUGCCAUAUAACCAGGAUGAUUUAUAGAGACUUUGCCCCUACUCUGGCCAUCAAUGUAUCUGAGUUGUAGCCAGACACAUCAGUCCACAAGUGAGAGAGAGAGUGAGAGAGAAAAAGAGCUGGCAGGCACUUUCAGCACUCUCUCCACAGCUAGUCACCUAAGCUCAUUUUGCUUGGAUCCUAAGGAUCUGGUUUUUUGCUCAGCUUUGUACUUUCUAAUUCUGAACAUCUACCACUUGCCAUUCAGUUUUCACCAGUAGACAUGACCAAGCAAGCUGAAACUGCUUAAUGCUAAAGAACAGCAUUCAUAGCUUGUUGCAAGCACAGUACUCUGCAAGAGUCCAGCCUCCUAUGUGUUUUUCCUGUUCCAUUUGUCGUCAAGAGCUAGGGUUGUCAGCUAGUGUUUCUCUUGUACAAUUAAUUCUGCAUGUAUUCUUACCUAYAAGACCUGCCUUCUAGCCUUUUAAUGUCUGGCUUGUAUGAGCAUAUGUAUGCCCAUCCCCCACUGGUUAUGUAAUAAAAAUAAUUUGUGAGUCUUACAUAAUUUUGUCUUACCCAUUUAAAAGAUGAUUCUUCAAAAGAAGAGGGUUGGUAAAAAUAAUGAAAGGGAAUUAAAUUAAAUGCAAAUGAUGAAGAGUAAUAAUUCAAGAUAYAGGCUUGGAUUACUUUUAUUUUUUCAGAUGUUUUCUUCAAAUCCUAGCCUGAAGCUAUAUAAUUGUACAUCGUAAAGAAAUAUUACACAGUUAGAAGUGAGCACAUAUGCAGACAUGUGGGUGAGUAUGCAUAUAUGUACACACCUCUCUAUAACACAGGUGGAUGUUAAACUUACAAAACCAUGUUCUUACCUCGUGUUACUGAAGAAAGUGUUACUUUCUUCAUUGUGCAUUAUGCUCUGAUUCAUCGUGCUCCAUUCCUCGUGCAGAAGCCUUUACUUAUUCAUGUGCAAAAUUGCUGGGAUGCCAAGAGUCAUCUCAGCUGGCCAUUAGCUUUCAGUCAUUGGAAGGAGAUUACUAAAAUGGUCUGAAAAAUGAGCUUUGACUUAGCUGUUGCCUUCCCCUGCCUGCCCAACCGACCCUCCUGUCCCAUCACACUGUGCCAAACAGCAAAACAGCACAUCAUGCAAAGGUACUGUUUUUCCAGUGACUAGGAGACACAGCACUCGCAGAUUCAUAAACUCCUAAAAGCUAUGAAUUUUGUCUUAUUCAACCAAAAGGCCUUCAAAAUGGUCCAUGGGGAUAUCAACAUGCUAACUUCUGUGUAAUGUAUGAGAAAAUGUUUGUGAUUUUCUGURUUGUAUGUUUUUCAUUGUUUCUGCAUAUAUGGCUACUGUUGUGAUGUGGUUAAAGAAUUAUUUGCUACWGUUCUUAUCAGCAAUUUUUGACCAGCUUGAAACAGAGCCAUUGCCAGGGUGUUUUUCAAUUAAUGAUUAACACCCAUGAAGAUCUUCUAUAGUAGUUAGUGCCAUAUAAAGUCAUGGAUACUAUAAAUCAAGUGAAUUUAGGGUGAAAAUAUCAACAUAUACACAGAGACGGUAGAAAGAGCUCUUUCAAAAGCUCUGGCAUCUGCUACAUUUCUUCUUUGUGCUUUGCAGGAUGUUCACUCUUUGCAGUAUGCUUCCUCUGGUAGGGGACAUGCACUCAUGCUACAGAAGUAAGAAAGCAGAAGGGCGUAUUCCUUCCACAGGAAGGAAUGUAUAUUUGCUAUAGGAAAGCCGGCUCUAUAAUAAGAUUAAAAUAAACAAACCAACCAACCCAAGCAGCUUGCUAUUCUUUUUUAUCCCCAUGUCUUCUAUGAGUUGAUAUACUAAAUACCAGUGCAUACCUACUCUUUGGGAGGAGGCUAAGAAAGGGUAGCAAGGCUUACACGAUAGUGGUUUUUUUCACACUCAUUGAGUGAGACCAUAGCAUAUAGUUUCUAAUUGYGAACAGGCAGUUUAAAUUUAAAAAUUGUGAUUCAGAUCUAUAGUAGCAGUAGAUAAUACUACCUUUUAUACGGAAAUGUGUAAGCAUAGAUUAAAAUCAAUACUUUGGAGGCAAAAGGAGAAAAUUCGAAGAGCUACUUAAAAAACACAACCUCCCAUCAUCUUUUUUGGACAAAUCUUUUGGCACUUCUGUUUCUUCCUGCCACCAAUCCAUCCUGAUACGGCAUCUGAUUUCAUUAGUGCCUUCAUUGAAUUUUCAUUUCAAUGAAAUGAAAGAUUUUAUUGACAUUUGCAACAAAAAUUGAGAGCAGGCAUSAAAUUAGCACUGUAGGAAAACUAGCUCAUUUAUGAACAUUAAAAAAAUAUACCAAGCUGCUAGUAUGUGCCUGCAUUUAUUUUUCUCCAAGUGGUUUAGGAUCCUACAAAGUGUUACAUGAAAGAAGUUUUGUGUGUGUAAAUUGAUCCCUGCUUAAAUCAGUGAAGCAAUUUUUUAAAAUCAGGAUCCCAGCUUUGUCUUUCRAAAAUAUUAAGCAUGUGACUGUGUAAUGUGAGCGAAGUGUCCUUUCAGCCCUUUUUAAAAUGAAUAAUUUUAGCCUGUCUGUUUCCUAUGAAUGUAAUAUUUCACAAACAUGAAAAGGAUUUUAGUAACAAUGAUGCAAGCCAACUGAAGCAACUGGCAGCUUAUUUUAACCAUUUUCUAUAGAGUAUUGUAUUAAAAAUCCCAAUUAAAAAAAAAUGCUGUAUUACUUUCAGUUGCGCAGCACGGUGACCACUAAAUUGUAUCUCAUAGUUGGCCUGAAAUAUAUGUAGGAAUACACAAUUAGAUAGCUUUUUAAGUGUGCAGCUUCCAUUGAAAUGUAAUGACAUAUGUGCAAAGGUAUUAAGUAUUAAGGAGGGACAGAAAGUAGAGCUCUUGGCCUUCACUGCAUCUUACUCGUAUAUUCAGUCAGGUUACUGAUUUCCUUAAAAACUUGUUAGCAUUAUCUAAUGCUAAACAACAGAAGAAAAACAUGUAUUCUUUCCUAGUUUUUUUGUGGUUAUUUUCUGUUCCCAGUUUCUACUUCUAAACUUCCACUCAAAUUUCCAACUGCUCUGAGCCAAUUGGGCACGCAAUUUUUCAAAUAGUGUUUGGUUUACAAACACACCAUGUUAGUAGUCAUAUGCUGUCAAGAAAAUCAUAACCAUUUCUAAGAAUCUCCAUUUCUCAAUGCAAGGUAACAUGUACAUAUUGUAUAUACGGGUAACAAGCUACUUAAAAGUUGAAUUGCCAUUUGAACAUGGGAAUUUGACUUCAGAUCUGCUAAUCUGCAUCAAGAUCUUGGCAAUGGUCCUGACCUCUCUGUUUCUUUCUUUCUUUCCUUUACUGCUGUGUGCGCCUGGAAAAAAAGGUUACUGUCAUCACUAUUGUAUAUAUGUGUUUGCAUGUGUGUGCCUUGAUAAAGUAUCUUUUGGAGUUCUGAAUUUUUCAUUUCAAGUCCAGCUGGUACAAUUGUGAACUCAUCUUUGCAGUAUCCUCCUCUGUGUCAAAUUGCCAGCUUCCAAAAUGUUUGACCAAGUGUUUUGAUUAAGUCCUCUGAGGAAAGCUGUCUGUAUAUUUGUGAAAGGGCAUGCUUUGUGUAGGAUGACUGUGUACAGUAUAAAUCUAUAAAAUGUGGAAGUGUUUAUAAAUUUAUCUGCAAAAUAUUUAUCAUCUGUGUAACAAAUGCAAAGUUAUUUAGUGUACAUCAGAUUAAUAAAUGGGGAUGAUUUUUUGCUCUGCUAUAUUAAAAUAAAGAUAUGUUCUCUGCAAUGAAUACAUACCAGGUGUGAUG
Malurus melanocephalus (red-backed fairy wren) is the source of this 11558-nucleotide messenger RNA. RefSeq names its product synaptic vesicle glycoprotein 2C (gene SV2C). The record is from RefSeq and is a predicted model, not a curated record. Gene Ontology annotation, cellular component: membrane. NCBI's taxonomy places the organism in Eukaryota, Metazoa, Chordata, Aves, Passeriformes, Maluridae. Bases 25 to 2205 code for a protein of 726 amino acids. The transcript has 12 exons. Gene Ontology annotation, biological process: chemical synaptic transmission; transmembrane transport. Gene Ontology annotation, molecular function: transmembrane transporter activity.